AUGAUUAUGCUAACAGGCUUAAUCUUGAUUGCCUUAGUUACUGUAACUAUUGAAGUUCAGUCUGGUGAUAUUUUAUCGAGGGAAAAUGUUCAAGCAUUACCAGAAGAAUUUCUUGGCACUUUUAAGCUCGAAAGAGAUGAAAAUUUUGAGCCUUAUCUUGAAGCAAAAGGAGUUGGAUGGUUCACAAGACAAAUGAUCAAAUUUGCUAGCGUUACUAAGAUUUUGAGCAAAUCCGAUCAGCCAAAUCGUUACACUAUGAAAAGUACUGUUGGACAUAAAGAAACAUUAUUUGAAAAUUGGGCUUUAGGAGAAGAAUUGAUCGCUGAAGCUUUAGACAGCACGCAACACAAGAUCACUUUCAACGUAAAAGAUAAUACAUUAAUGGAAACGCACGUGAAGAUUGCUGAUCCAAAUGAAAUUGAAACUUAUGAAUAUCGUCGAGAAGGUGAUUAUCUGAUAAUGGUAAGGUAUCAUAAAUAUUUACACGCGAGUUGA
Thelazia callipaeda (thelaziosis nematode) is the source of this 495-nucleotide messenger RNA. Lineage: Eukaryota; Metazoa; Nematoda; Chromadorea; Rhabditida; Thelaziidae. The record is from the annotation of a GenBank genome assembly.